AUGAUGCGCGUGUUGCUGAUGAGUAUCGCCGUUUGUCUGGCUGUCCAUUCGUCACAUCAAAGUGCACAGUUUUACGGCGGCUCCAUUAGCUUUGACCUUGACGACCUUCCAAACGGCGGCGUGCUGGCCAAGAUGGAGAUUAUUUCUGGCUGGGUGCUUGGAACGGGACCGUGCGGGCCGAACUGUUCUCGGGCCGAUGUGGGCAGAUCGACAAAACCGUCAAGACAGAUGAUGGAAACUUUAACUAAUGAUUCAAUCUACUUCGGCAACUUUACCACCGACUUUAAAAGAGGCAAUGAAGUCAUAAAGCCGCUGCACGACAGAAUGCUGCAGAACUAUACAGAGGUGGUGUUAGCUGUGAAUGAAAUUGCCAAGUGGGAACAGGAGUUGUUAAAGUUUUCAUUUGUAGUUGAACCGGAUGUUAAAUCCCAGGAUAUGAACAUUAAGCUGAACACGACUAGUAGAAUUAUGCUGCCGGCUAUCGACAAAGACAACGACUUUAUAAAGUGUGUAAAGGCAAAGUACAUCGAGAAGGGGGACCUACGAACGAUUGAUCAACCGGGUAUCGCCGUCGGUACAGUCGAUGAGGGUUGUCAAGUAACUAUCGAAGCCACAGAGGCAAAUGGAUAUAAAGAUGAUUACUAUGUGGCGAUCCCAGUGACCGUUCGUGAUAUGAACAGAGUACCAAUCCAGUUUGGUUCAAUGAUUUAUAACAGUGCACAGACCGCAAUUUGCAGUACAUCUGUCCAGUUGAUCGUCCACGUUCUUGCUCAUCUUGUUACGCCUGAGUUCAUUAUUCCAACCCCUAGUGCGAACCACCGCUUUAUUCUAUAUGUUGGAUCAAACUGGGCUGCGAAGGUCUUUGCUAAAUCGUCGGAAAAUUCAACAAUUACAGAAUUUAUGGUAUCUGGAAGAAACUUGGAACAUUAUCAAACGUCCGAAGUUAAAGACACUACAAACGAACACGUCAAAUAUAUCGAAAUAUCCUGGACUCCGGAAAAGUCUGAUGUUCAGAGCCAUAUCGUUUGUGUUACUGCCAUAGAUGAAAAUGGGGUUGACUCCGCGGAGCAAAGAUGUUUUAUCCUGGAGGUUAUUGAUAAGACCUUCAACCAUUCUUCACAGAUCAAGUCGGACCGACCAUAUUUUAUAGAUGCCCCUUCGAGAGAUGAGCUCGUAAAAUGCCCGGUAGAUGCGACAUGCGUGAUUCCAGUAUUUGUCGUUUCUAAAAGAAAUGUGACAGAAAUUGUGAUUCCCGAGAGUUUCAUGGAUGAGUCUUCUAUUGGGGAUAUAUCAUACGUUCUGCACAAUGGCCAAUACGUUUACAAGGCGCUUUUAGCUUUUCGCCAUACAAUGCAGGGCGUCGUGGAUAUUUGCCUUCAAGCCACUGAUGACCUUGGAAUGCAAAGUGAAAAACUGUGUUUCAAACCUAUGAUUAAGCCUCCAGAUCCGUGUGGUUCUUCACCGUGUGAAAAUUCAGCCCGAUGCGUUUCACGUGACGACGCAACGGGAUUGUUCGAUUGCCAUUGUGAUGUUGGCUACUAUGGAAUAUACUGCGAAAAAGUCGUUGAUAUGUGCAACCCAUCUCCGUGUGAUCAUGGAAAUUGCUUUCCCCUAAAUAAAGGGUAUUAUUGCUAUUGUGCUGACGAUCAUCAACAACCGAACGACUACAGGGGAGAUAACUGUACAGACAAAAUUGAUGACUGUGCUGGACAAACUUGCUCCAACAACGGAAUGUGCAUUGAUGGAGUGUUAACACACACUUGUGACUGCUUCCAGAGAUACACCGGAAAUGACUGUGAAACUGAUCUUUGUCCUGGUUCGACAAAUCCGAGAACUUGUCCCUCAGCCGAAUGUAUUCCACCAUGUAAUAACUCCGGUGUUUGUAAAGGCGGUGGAUGCAUCUGUACUCUCGGCUUCGAAGGAAACAUUUGUGAAAACGAAAAGGGGAACAUAUCAAGAUCUCUAACAGGUGUGUCGUUUGUUAAACCAACACUUCAAACGGGAAGCAAGAUUGUUUGUACAAUCAAUGGGAAUACUGAGGUCCAAAAUUGUUCUUUUGAUGUGUUCAUGGAAACCGAAAGUAUGCUUCCACCAUUUUUGAACUUGUCAACAACGGAAAGUCUCAUACAGUCAACAUCUGGCCCAGUUCAUGAUCAAACCCUUAUAGCUGGUGUCCACAAACUUUAUACGAGCAAGAUUUCUAUCAUCGGCCAUGUGGUUGACAAGUCCCACCAAUAUGUAUGUGUUAUAGCCAACGAUACAACGAAUCCUACUGCUGUCGAUAAACUGUGCUUGGAACUCGAUUUUCAAACAACGGGUACGCCUCUUGAAGACGAGUCUUUGAUCCGUUUCCUUGAACCCACUCCGCUUGCAGGAAGUCGCUUAAAAUGCAUUUUAAACGAGGGAUGCACACUGUUCCUAUAUACGUCAUUCAACAUUUCCUGGCAACGAGCCAGUAUUAUCCGUAACAGAUGGGGUUACCAUAUUCGAGCCAUAUUAUGA
This is a messenger RNA of Mya arenaria, 2502 nucleotides long. RefSeq lists its product as uncharacterized. Bases 1 to 2502 code for a protein of 833 amino acids. Gene Ontology annotation, cellular component: plasma membrane; protein-containing complex. Gene Ontology annotation, biological process: establishment or maintenance of epithelial cell apical/basal polarity; heterophilic cell-cell adhesion. The transcript is spliced from 23 exons. NCBI's taxonomy places the organism in Eukaryota, Metazoa, Mollusca, Bivalvia, Myida, Myidae. The record is from RefSeq and is a predicted model, not a curated record. Gene Ontology annotation, molecular function: calcium ion binding.